Molecule: messenger RNA, 876 nt
Organism: Camellia sinensis
Lineage: Eukaryota; Viridiplantae; Streptophyta; Magnoliopsida; Ericales; Theaceae
Source: RefSeq, a predicted model, not a curated record
AUGGAAUCAUUGAUGCAGCGAAUCAACGAGCACAUCCGAGUAAAGGAUGAUGCCGCCACCACCACCGCAACCGAGAAGGCAAAUCUGAUUGCGGCGGAAAAACGUGUGCCUGGGAAGGUUCACUCGGUGGGACAGGAGGAUAACCGUCCUAAUAAUCAAGCGAGAGAGCAACACCGUGGAACUGGCCGCAAUGAUAAAAACAAAGGCCAUGGGAAUGACCAAGCUAAUGUUUCACGUAACGAGGAGGAAGAUGCCAAGAGAAAGUUGAAGGCGUGGACUGGUAUCACAACAGUCUUCAAAAUCCCGAUUUAUCGCAUCAUCAGCGAGAUUAGAGACGAGCCAUAUGUUCGAUGGCCAGCGAAAUUGGGGGAUGCACAGAGGGGCUUCAACUCAAGAUACCGCUGCACUUUUCCUAAAGAAAUGGGUCACCGAACGGAGGAUUGCGUGCCAUUGAAACAACACUUGGAAGAGCUGGUCACAGCGGGAUAUUUAGACUAUUAUAUUGGCGGCAGAAUAAGGGCCGCCCCACAAGGACAAGCCGAGCCAAAUGGGCUUGCCGUAUUGGAUGCCGCACCCCAAGGAGUCAUCAAUGUUAUUCACGGUAUCAUCGAGCCAAUACGAGUCUGUGAGCUUAGGGAGAUGAUUAAGAAAGUCGAGCACGUGAGGGAAGUGCUCUCCGUUCAGCCCGCCGUGAAAAAUGGGAAGACCGAGAUCAAAGACAUCCUGACUUUUUCAAGCAAGGACUUAGACAGAAUUCAAACCCCUUAUAACGACGCCUUGGUUAUGACACUUCGCAUCAAAGACUUCGACAUCAAGAGAAUACUGAUCGACCAAGGGAGUUCGGUCGAGAUCAUAUACUAUGAUGCAUUCAAGUAG